Molecule: messenger RNA, 1141 nt
Organism: Carassius auratus (goldfish)
Lineage: Eukaryota; Metazoa; Chordata; Actinopteri; Cypriniformes; Cyprinidae
Product: dickkopf-related protein 2-like
Exons: 4
Coding region: 300-1010 (236 amino acids)
Biological process (GO): multicellular organism development; negative regulation of canonical Wnt signaling pathway
Cellular component (GO): extracellular region
Molecular function (GO): receptor antagonist activity; co-receptor binding
Source: RefSeq, a predicted model, not a curated record
CACACGAACAGGAAUCCUCCUCUCUGCUGCAACCAACUUUGAUUUUUAAAUGUUUUUUUUGACAGAGCAUCCUGACGCUUUACAUUCCUCUACAUCUUUAUCUUAUAAGGUAUUAAGUCUAUCUGCAAUGUGUAUGCGAUGUUAAUUUUAUCUGACAGCUUAUUUGAUGGACUCAGUAAAGGGUUUAUACUUUUUUAAGCCAAAGUGUGGUGGUCAAAGCACCUAGUGGCGUAGGAAAUAUAUUAUCUUCAAGAAACCAACACAUUUUCAUUCCGAGAAAAAAAAAAAAGACUGAAAGGAUGCUGAACGAUUCGCGGAGUCUGAGCUUUUGGAUGUUGAUGCUGAUGAUCGCGGUAGUGCGGAUGGGAGAAACUCAAGGGACCGAGAGCGAAGCUCAGGUGAACUCCAUCAAAUCACUGGAGCCACAGACCGCCGCCAACCGCUCCAGCGACGGCCCCAAGAAAGACAACAUCCCCGCUCAGGGUCAUCCAUGCAGCAGUGAUAAAGAGUGCACAGUAGGAACGUACUGCCACAGUCCUCAGCACGCCCCGUCCCGCUGCCUGACCUGCCGCAGGAGAAAGAAGCGCUGCCACAGAGACAGCAUGUGCUGCCCUGGGAACCGCUGCAGCAACUACAUCUGCAUCCCCAUCUCAGAGCGUGCCCUGACCAAGUCACCUGUGGAUGAGCACAGCAAGCUUUCCAUCAAAGAAAAAGGCUGGAGGAGGAACGGCAAAACUCAGACCAAGAUCCCUCUCAAAGGUCACGAGGGUGACCCUUGCCUGCGAUCUUCCGACUGCUCGGAGGGCUACUGCUGCGCUCGCCACUUCUGGACCAAAAUCUGCAAGCCUGUGCUGCGGCAGGGCGAAGUCUGCACCAAACAGCGCAAGAAAGGCUCCCACAGCCUGGAGAUCUUCCAGCGCUGCGACUGCGCCAAAGGACUUGCCUGCAAGGUAUGGAAAGACGCCACCACCUUCUCCAGGUCCAGGCUGCACGUGUGCCAGAGGAUCUGAGACGGGACGCCCCUGCAAAACAAGCUGCACCUUGGGGCCCCUGCGUCCCGCUGGGAGAGGAGUGGACGAGGUCUCCUUUCUCCAGGACUUACUCAGCUGUGAUAAAGAGAGAAAGGGUGAGAUACAGAUGA